Molecule: messenger RNA, 1266 nt
Organism: Daucus carota subsp. sativus
Lineage: Eukaryota; Viridiplantae; Streptophyta; Magnoliopsida; Apiales; Apiaceae
Product: aquaporin PIP2-1
Exons: 4
Coding region: 175-1020 (281 amino acids)
Biological process (GO): transmembrane transport
Cellular component (GO): plasma membrane
Molecular function (GO): water channel activity
Source: RefSeq, a predicted model, not a curated record
AUUGAUAAUCCAUAAAAAAUGGAAAAUGAUUAGUAAAGAUGAGGUAGGGUUUUACACAUAAUGAUUAAUCUCCUCUCUUUCUCCCCUUAAAUACUAACCCUCUCCUGCUCAUCCACUCACACUCCACUCUUUCUCUCUCUCUCUCUCUCUCUGAGCACAGACAAAAAAUAGAAGAUGGGAAAAGAAGAAGUUGCAGAGGCCACCCAUGAGUAUUCCGGCAAGGACUACCAGGACCCACCGCCGGCAGACUUUAUUGGGAUUGAUGACCUGGGCAAAUGGUCAUUUUACAGAGCUCUCAUAGCUGAGUUCAUAGCCACCUUACUGUUUCUUUACAUUACUGUGUUGACUGUGAUUGGCUACAAGAGCCAGUCUGCUACUGAUGAAUGUGGUGGCGUUGGACUUCUUGGAAUUGCAUGGGCCUUUGGUGGCAUGAUUUUCAUUCUUGUUUACUGCACCGCCGGUAUCUCUGGAGGACAUAUCAACCCAGCAGUAACAUUUGGAUUGUUCUUGGCAAGAAAAGUGUCUCUAAUUAGAGCAGUGAUGUACAUGGUAGCUCAGUGUUUGGGUGCAAUUUGUGGAGUAGGUUUAGUAAAGGCUUUCCAGAAGUCAUACUACAAUAGGUAUGGUGGUGGGGCUAAUGAGUUGGCUGAUGGCUACAACAAGGGCACUGGCUUGGGUGCUGAAAUUAUUGGUACUUUUGUUCUUGUCUACACUGUUUUCUCUGCUACUGAUCCCAAGAGAAAUGCCAGAGAUUCUCAUGUCCCUGUUCUGGCUCCCCUUCCCAUCGGAUUUGCUGUGUUCAUGGUUCACCUCGCCACGAUUCCCAUCACCGGAACUGGAAUCAACCCCGCCAGGAGUUUCGGAGCUGCUGUUAUUUACAACAAAGACAAGGCCUGGGAUGAUCAAUGGAUUUUCUGGGUUGGGCCCUUCAUUGGAGCAGCCAUUGCUGCAUUCUACCACCAGUACAUUCUGAGAGCAGCCGCCAUCAAGGCACUUGGCUCUUUCAGGAGCAAUGCCUAAAAGCUUUAGUUUGUGCACAUGAUCAAGUAUUUGUGGCAUCAGUUCUGUCUCUGUUUCUACCUCUUUAUAAAAAUGGAGCUGGAAGGGGCUGAACCAUGGAAUUGUAGAUAAUUUGAAUUAAAUUAUGCUUCCUUUGUGAGAAUAUUAAGUUUGUAAUUUUCUGUUUGUUGUACUUGUAUUUUUUUGUGGUCUUGUGAUCGUUUAUGUAUCCUUCCAUCCCUUAAUAAUAUUCUCCAUCCUUUUCUC